This is a messenger RNA of Dichomitus squalens LYAD-421 SS1, 828 nucleotides long. RefSeq names its product cytochrome C1 heme lyase. The coding region runs from base 16 to 738 and encodes 240 amino acids. The record is from RefSeq and is a predicted model, not a curated record. Gene Ontology annotation, molecular function: holocytochrome-c synthase activity. Gene Ontology annotation, cellular component: mitochondrion. Gene Ontology annotation, biological process: cytochrome c-heme linkage. The transcript has 2 exons. NCBI's taxonomy places the organism in Eukaryota, Fungi, Basidiomycota, Agaricomycetes, Polyporales, Polyporaceae.
CUCCAGCACUCCGCCAUGGCGGCCUCUGCGGACAAGUGUCCCGUCGACCAUCGUGCCCUCGCAUCUUCGUCUGCGGAAAAGUGCCCUGUUGACCACACCCAGCGCUCCUCAUGGGCUUCUAUACUUGGCCGACAGUCAGAAAAUGCCCAUGGCGCGGCAGAGCUCCCCGACACACCCCUUCCUCCGACUAACCUUCCGCUUGACCGAGAAACAUCGUCCAUACCGAGGAUAGAUGGCGGUAAUUGGGUGUACCCAUCACAAGCCCAGUUCUACGCCGCUAUGGCGCGCAAGAACCAUAAUCCCCAGGAGACAGACAUGAAGGUCGUUGUACCCAUACACAAUGCCGUGAACGAGCGUGCGUGGACGGAGAUCAUGAAAUGGGAGGCGGGGCAGGGCGGCGACAAGUGCGGCGGCGUAAAGCUCGUGAGCUUCAAAGGCCGACCCAAUGAAAGAACGCCUAGAGCGUGGUUUUACUCAUUACUUGGAUAUUCGCCGCCAUUUGACCGUCAUGACUGGAUUAUCGACCGCUGCGGGACACGAACGCGCUAUGUCAUCGAUUUCUACUCGGGACGUACCAGCGGCCCUCCGUCGAAAAACCUGUCAUUCUUCCUCGACGUACGACCAGCACUCGACAGCUGGGACGGUGUCCGACUGCGUACGGAGCGGUUUUGGGGGAGGGUUUUAGGACGUCUAUGGGGAGAAUCAGUGCAACCAGACAAUGCACAUCCGCGAUCCUAGAUUAGUGUGCAUAUGGCAGCUACACUAUAACUUAUUGCCGUAUAAUGACUCUAGUGCCCAGCCCCAGCUUUCGCGCAGCGGCGGGAGAAC